Mesocricetus auratus (golden hamster) is the source of this 797-nucleotide messenger RNA. RefSeq names its product POP5 homolog, ribonuclease P/MRP subunit (gene Pop5). Gene Ontology annotation, biological process: tRNA 5'-leader removal. The record is from RefSeq and is a predicted model, not a curated record. Gene Ontology annotation, cellular component: ribonuclease P complex. Gene Ontology annotation, molecular function: ribonuclease P RNA binding. The transcript has 5 exons. Lineage: Eukaryota; Metazoa; Chordata; Mammalia; Rodentia; Cricetidae. Bases 92 to 601 code for a protein of 169 amino acids.
ACUCUCCGCGCAAGGCGGGGCGUGGGGAUUGACUGGGCGCUCCGCCUAUCGGGCCCAGUUCCGCCUCCCUCCCGCAUCCGGCGCAGACGCCAUGGUACGGUUCAAACACAGGUACCUUCUGUGCGAGCUGGUGUCAGAGGACGCGCGCUGCCGCCUAAGCCUGGACGACCGCGUACUGGGCGGCCUCGUCCGCGACACGAUCGCCCGGGUGCACGGGACUUUCGGCGCCGCCGCCUGCUCGGUGGGCUUUGCAGUUCGAUACCUCAAUGCCUACACUGGAGUAGUGCUACUGCGAUGCCGAAAGGAUUUCUACCAGCUUGUGUGGUCAGCUCUCCCUUUCAUCACGCAUCUGGAGAACAAAGGACACCGGUAUCCAUGUUUUCUCAACACGUUACAUGUGGGAGGUACAAUUAGAACCUGUCAGAAAUUCCUGAUUCAGUACAACCGGAGACAGCUGUUGAUCCUGUUGCAGAAUUGCACUGAUGAAGGGGAGCGGGAAGCCAUUAGGAAGUCUGUUUCAAGAAGCUGUCUACUGGAGAAAGAAUCUGCUGAAGAGCUUUCAGACAGUGCUGGUGAGGAGGCUGUGGAAGCAAUGGAAUGACCCUGUUUCCAGGCCCAUUUGUGUGAGUUGUCAGCACCCCACAGUUCUCCAAACUAACUACCAGCCAGAGCACGGGGGACCUUCGUGAAAAGGAGGGCUUGCUGCCUUUACCAUCUGUGCUCCUGGAGCCCUGUACAGAAGUUUUGUAUGUAGCAACUUGAGUUGAGUGGAUGGAAUAAACAUAGUCUUUCUUGGC